AUGAAGAUAACCUUAGCGAUUAGUUAUUUUCUGGUUGUGUUGUUAAAGUUUUCUAAUCAGCAAUGUUUUUCAUUAAAUGAUAAGGCUACUCCAAAUAGAAAAAGUCAUGCAGAUUUGUAUGCUGGACAACAGGAAUUUUCUUUAACUCUUUUGAAUGCAAUUAAUAAGUUUAUGCCGAAUGAAAAUUUAUUUUUUUCUCCAUAUUCUACAUACCAUGCAUUACUUCUUACUUAUUUUAUGGCUGGAAAACAAACGGAAAAUUAUUUAAAAAAAGUUUUAAAAUUGGAUUUACAUGAAAAAGAGGAAAAAUUGGAUAUUUUUAAUGCCUAUAAGCUAGACAAAUUUCUUACACAACUUAUGGCCAAAGAUGCCCCCUUCGAAUUCACGAAUGCUAAUAAAAUAUAUGUUGCUGAUAAUAUUCCAAUUCGGGAAUGUAUGAAGAGCUUAUUCCAUGAAGAGUUAGAAGAAAUUGCAUUCAAUCAAGAUCCCGAAGGAGCUCGUAAAUAUAUAAACAAUUGGGUUGAAAACUCAACUCAUAAUAUGAUUAAGGAUUUGAUGCCUCCUGGUACAAUAGAUCAAUCAACAAAUUUAGUGCUUGUAAAUGCCGCAUAUUUUAAAGGUAUAUGGGAAAAUAAAUUUAAUCCCAACUUAACCAAAAAGGAGGUAUUCUAUGUGAGCCCAUCGAAACAAAUUAUGGUAGAUAUGAUGCAUGUAGAAGGACUAUUUGGACACGAUGUUUCCGAAAAGUUAGGAGCGCAUAUUCUAGAAUUACCAUACCAGGGAAAUAAUAUAAGCAUGUACAUUUUAUUGCCACCAUUUACAAAGGAUAAUUCAAUUGAAGCAACUUUAAAAAAUUUAACAAUUGAGAAUUUUAUGUCUGUUAUCAACAGUGAAACGCUAGUUCCAAAAACUGUAAAAGUAGCCCUACCCAAAUUCAGUUUGGAGACAACAGUGGAAUUAGUCCCCAUUCUCGAAAGUUUGGGUGUUGGCAAUCUGUUUCGCGACAACUCAGACUUUUCUUCACUAACUACAAAAAAAAUCACUGUGGCUGAAGGUGUGCAUAAAGCCAGAAUCGACAUAAAUGAAAUAGGUUCUCAAGCAGCAGCAGCUACGGCCAUUUUUAGCUGGAGAAUGGGCGACGAGGAUGAGGUUUUACAAUUUAUAUGCAAUAGUCCAUUUAUUUAUUUUAUUUAUAAUAAAAAAUCACACACCGUCUUAUUUUCCGGUAUAUUUAGAAAAAAAAAUAUUUAA
Messenger RNA from Brassicogethes aeneus, 1251 nucleotides. NCBI's taxonomy places the organism in Eukaryota, Metazoa, Arthropoda, Insecta, Coleoptera, Nitidulidae. The record is from the annotation of a GenBank genome assembly.